Messenger RNA from Hemibagrus wyckioides, 8784 nucleotides. It is a transcript of the gene dock10, whose product is annotated as dedicator of cytokinesis 10. The transcript is spliced from 56 exons. Lineage: Eukaryota; Metazoa; Chordata; Actinopteri; Siluriformes; Bagridae. Bases 544 to 7095 code for a protein of 2183 amino acids. The record is from RefSeq and is a predicted model, not a curated record. Gene Ontology annotation, molecular function: guanyl-nucleotide exchange factor activity. Gene Ontology annotation, biological process: small GTPase-mediated signal transduction; positive regulation of GTPase activity; regulation of cell migration.
UGUGCGUGUCUGUGGAAGCCACAGGCUCAAGCUCAGCUUCAAGAAACCAGUGGAGGGAAAAGCUGCAAGAUCUGGACUUCCAGACUUUUCUGGAGACUCAUGAUUGAGGCUUGUUUUACUUAGUGUUAAAGGAACAUGUUUUUUGGCUCAGACAAUGAUGGACGGUCCUGUGAUGGUGCUACCUUCCCAAGCUGGAGUGUGAGAAUGGCCUCCAUUGAGGGACAUCCUCAAUGGGGUGCUGGUCUAUAGUGUCCUGAGUCUUGCUAUCCAUUACGGUGCAUCUUCUAGUCAAGAUCUUGUAGAAGGAUCUCCACUGACUGGUCUACAUUUGAGUUAACCCAGAAUCUUAAAAAAGACCUCCACUGGAAGAACAUCCCGAGCUGGGCUCCUCUGAGGUGUAUCCUCGACUUGUCCCCACUGGUGUGCAUCCUAGAAGCACUGUCCAUUCUGGUUCAUCCUGGGGACUGGUUUCACUAGUAUCCCAGCCUCCAUUUGGGUGCAUCUUGUAAAGCUCUUGCAGGAAAGGAGGCUGGUAUACCAGACAUGGGUUGCACGGCUAGUGUGGUGCAGCUUCAGGCUCUUCGCUCGUUGAUGAGAGCCAACUGUGCACGGACCUGCUCGGAGCGCCAGGAACAGAUAUCCCUGGAGGUCCUGCAAUCAUUUGAUAGCGAGGUGGACAGCCGGCCACGUACCAUCAUUAUCACGCAGGAAAAGCCGAAGCUGAUCGAUCCUCUGGACUAUGAGGCUGUGAUUUCUGAGCUAGAACCAGAGCUUAAGGAGGACCCACUACAAGACCUGUUGCUCUUCCCAGACCAUGAUUUCACUGUGUCUACCCUUCCUCAGGAGAGACGAACGCAGCAAUCCACUGUGCCAGAGGGGGCAGAGGAACAGGCUGAAAGUCUGCUGGUCAGACAGGCCUGUAAGUACUACAACUCCCAGCUGCACGUGGUCGAGUAUACAUAUCAGGAGUAUGCAGGAGACUACCGCGUGCUGCCCAGGAAAUUGUACAAGGCUCAGAAAUUGCCCACCCACUCAUUCGAGAUCGACCAUGAAGAUGUAGAUAAAGAUGAGGACACGACGUCGCUGUCGUCGUCCAAAGGCGGGGGCGGAGGUGGAGGGAGUGGAGGUGGAGGGACAGGUGUCUUCAAGUCUGGCUGGCUUUACAAAGGGAACUUCAACAGCACGGUCAACAACAGCAUCACUGUUCGGUCCUUUAAAAGGAGAUAUUUCCAACUGACGCAACUAACUGACAACUCUUACAUCAUGAACUUCUACAAAGAUGAGAAAAUCUCAAAGGAGCCUAAAGGUUGCAUAUUUCUGGACUCAUGCACAGGGGUAGUUCAGAAUAACCGACUGAGGAAGUACGCCUUUGAGCUGAAGAUGAAUGAUGUGACAUACUUUGUGCUCGCAGCAGAAAGCGAGCAGGACAUGGAGGACUGGAUCAGUACAUUAAAUCGCAUCCUCCAGAUCAGCCCACCCGAGAGUUCAGCUGCUGCUCUGGACCGCAAAAGCAUGGACCUGACAGACACCAGACACGAUGUAUUUGAUCUGUCCUUGAAUAACGGCUGUCUCGCUGAAAAAGAGGAAACGACAGAAAACGGAAUCAAUCCCGAAUUAGCUAAGUACAUCUCUGAAACUGAAACGUUGGUGAGAUCAGCCAGAAGAGAAGAGAGACUGAAUUUGUUUUCCCUGGACCCUGACACUCCUGUUUUGAGGAGUCCACGAGGGGAUUGUGGGGAGCUGCCACCGGUCAAACCUUUCGAGGAGAAGCUGGGAAAGAGACUAAUAAUAUACUGCCGCUCUCUCAACCUCACACUGCAGGGCUGUGUGAACGAAGCGGAGACGGAGCCCGUCACUAACAUCGAGCCUUUCUUUGUAACUGUGGCAUUGCUGGACAUGCGAGAGAACAGAAAGGUCUCGGCUGACUUUCACGUGGACCUCAACCACGAAAUCGUACGGAAAAUGCUGAGCGGCUCGGGAAGCCCGGGCUCUCAGGGCACACCCGGAGGUCAUGGCGGAGUGCAAGAGAACGGUCUGAAGUCCCCUACAGAGAAGAGAAGUGGCGAGUGUCAGCUCAGUCAGGAACUGGAGAACUGGUUAUGCUUCCCUAAACAGGCUAUCUUCUCUAUCACAAAUCCUCACACGGAUAUCGUCAUGGUGGCCCGAAUAGAGAAAGUGCUUAUGGGUAAUAUUGCAGGUGGAACAGAGCCCUACAUUAAAAAUGCAGACAACAGCAAGACUGUUCAAAAGAUGCUGAAAUCCAACAAGCAGUUCUGUAGCAAGCUGGGGAAAUACCGCAUGCCUUUCGCGUGGUCUGUAAGGUCGGUAUUUAAGGACAACCAGGGCAUGGUGGAUCGGGAAUCUCGGUUCUCUCCUCUCUUCAAGCAGGAGAGCAAUAAGAUUUCCAAUGAAGACCUGCUUAAGCUCAUUACAGAGUACAGAAGGGCAGAGAAGACCAGUAAACUCCAGACCAUUCCCGGGAGCCUUGAGAUCAGUGUGGACUGUGUCCCAAUGGAGCAUCCAAACUCUGUGACAUCGUCGUAUGUCCCUGUGAAGCCAUUCGAAGACUGCAGUCUGCACGCUCCCACGGUGGAGGUCGAAGAGUUCCUGCAAGACUCCGCCAAAUUCGCUCGACCUUACCGAGUUUACAAGAACCACAUUUACGUCUACCCCAAACAUCUUAAAUAUGACAGCCAGAAAAGCUUUGCCAAGGCCCGAAAUAUCGCCGUUUAUGUAGAGUUCCGAAACUCUGACGAAGAGCACGCCAAACCACUCAAGUGCAUCUACGGAAAGCCAGGAGGUCCAGUUUUCACCACAGCUGCCUGCUCUACGGUCCUUCACCACUCGCAGAACCCAGAUUUUUAUGACGAGGUGAAGAUUGAGCUUCCCACACAGCUCCAUGAGAAACACCAUCUGCUCUUCUCGUUUUUCCACGUGACGUGUGAUAUCAAUGCCAAGACCAGCUCUAAGAAGAAAGAAGCUCUUGAAACUCCAGUGGGCUAUGCAUGGCUGCCACUUUUGAAGGAUGGCCGUCUGACUUCUCAGGAGUUUAAUGUGCCAGUCUCAUGCACUCUACCCAGUGGAUACCUGCUAAUUAAAGAACCUUCAUCCAAUAAGAACGGAUCAGAUGUGAAAUGGGUAGACGGAGGAAAACCUGUCUUCAAGGUGUCUACACUGGUGCUGUCUACAGUAUACACUCAGGACCCCCAUCUUAACCGGUUCUUCCAGCAGUGCCAAAAACGAGAGACAGAUCUCUCACAACCACCUACCUCAAACUUUCUCAACUGCCUGAAGGGCCUCCUUAGUAUGGAGCGGAACCAUGUAAUUAUUCGCUUCCUACCCAUCCUCUUUAACCAGCUAUUUAAAGUCCUCACUCAGAACGACUCAGAUGAGGUCACGUCUACCACCACCAGAGUCCUAGUUCACAUCCUUGCCAAGUGCCAUGAAGAAAACCUGGACCAUUAUAUGCACUCCUACAUAAAGUUUGUGUUUAAGACGGAGGCACAUGGAUUCCGAACCGUUCAUGAAGAGCUGGCCAAAGGCAUGAAUUCUGACUUGAAGAGCAACGAGCAAUCAGCUGUGAAAAACAUCCUCAAGUUUUCUUGGUUCUUUCUGGAAAUCAUUGUGAAGUCCAUGGCCCAGCACCUGGUCGAUUCAGACAAGCUAAAAGUUCCUCGGUCACAGAGGUUCCCAGGCACCUUCCAGAGCCACUUGGAGACUCUCAUCAUGACCAUGUCAGAUCACAUCUACUGGAAGAGUAAAGACAUGCCUGAGGAGACUCGCAGUGCCAGCCAGGCUAUUGCUGCCUUCGUGAAACGCUGCUUCACUUUAAUGGACAGAGGUUUUACCUUCAAGCUCAUCAGCAACUACAUCAACAUGAUCACAAACAGUGACAACAAGAUGCUUUGCGAAUUCAAGUUCGAUUUCCUGAGGGAGGUGUGCAACCAUGAGCACUAUAUCCCUCUCAGCCUGCCCAUCCCUUCUGCGCGAAUCACAGAUAACGCCUCACCGGAAACACAGAGUGCUCAGGUGGACAUGCCAGAGUACAGCCUGACUGGAGAGUUCUGCAGGAAACAUUUCCUGACAGGUCUGCUGCUGAGGGAACUCGGCUUGGCUCUCCAAGACGAACAAGACAUAAGGCACAUGGCUCUGGCCAGCCUGAAGAACCUGAUGGCCAAGCACUCCCUGGAUUCCCGUUAUGCCUCGAAGGAGAAGCAGGCCAGAAUCGCAUCUCUGUAUCUGCCUCUGUAUGGUCUAAUCCUGGACAAUAUGCCACGCUUCUUCCUCAGAGAUCUCUUCCCCAUUUACUUGAACAACAGUGACCAGGGUUCCAAAGACGAUGUGAGUGUAGGAGGACUGCCGGGUCACAGCGCUCGUCCAGGCAAUUCAGUAGACGCCUUGUCCAAGGAGGUGCUCAACUCUAUUACAGUGUUUUCGUCACUUGCUGUAUCUACGGCUAACAACACCGAUUCACGAGGCUCGCUCAUCAGCAUCGAGUCCAACCCUAGCAACAGCGACCGCAACAGCGAGAAGAUGGACGGAUGUGAAAAGUUUGCCAGACCGCAGUCGCUGAUCGGUUAUGCUUCACGCUUUGACAAACUGGACCAGGCAGAGACGCGCAGUCUGCUCAUGUGUUUCCUGCAUAUUAUGAAAACCAUAUCAGAAGAGGUCAUGGUUGCAUACUGGCACCGAGCCAUUCACCAAGAGAUUUCAGACUUCUUCAACAUCUUAGAGCUCUGUCUCCAGCACUUCAGGUUCUUGGGGAAGCGUCACAUAGCCAGGAAGUUAGCAGCUGCGGUUAAGCUGGCGCAGGCCACGCAGAACUCUGGCACUCUGAAGGGUUCGAAUGCUUCCACCCAGUCCUCAGGGCUUCUGCCCCAAUGGAUGCUGUCAGGUCAGGAUGGCCACAGACAUGCUCGUUCCCACACCAUGCCCAUUCUUCGGGGCAAGAAUGCCCUGACUAACCCCAAACUGCUGCAGAUGAUGGAAACAGAUGGAAAUUCAGCGGAGAAUGACAACUUCAACCCAACAGACGUCGAAGCCAAUCUGUCCACAGAAGUGUCCCUCACGGUGCUCGAUGUCCUGGAACUAUUUGUGCAGCACCACAAGAAACAGCUGCAGCAGGAUGAAGGUCAGAACUCUCUGAUGAAGAAAGUAUUCGACACCUACCUGCUCUUCUUCCAGAUCAAUCAGUCGACUACAACUCUUAGACACGUCUUUGCUGCAUUGCGCCUCUUCAUACAGAAGUUUCCCGGGGUGUUUUUCCAGGGGAAGGCUGACCUGUGUGGCUGUCUGUGCUAUGAGAUACUGAAAUGCUGUAACCAUCGCUCCAGUAGCACGCAGACCGAAGCCGCUGCCCUUCUUUACUUCCUCAUGAGGAAGAAUUUUGAGUUCACCAAGGGCAAGUGUAUCGUCCGUUCUCACCUCCAGGUCAUUAAAGCUGUGAGUCAGCUGAUUGCAGAUGCAGGUAUAGGAGGCUCACGUUUCCAGCAGUCUCUGGCCAUUAUCAACAACUUUGCCAACGGUGAUGCACCUCUUAAAAACACGACGUUCCCGGCUGACGUGAAGGACUUGACGAAGCGAAUCCGUACCGUCCUGAUGGCCACGUCGCAAAUGAAGGAGCACGAAAAGGACCCGGAGAUGCUGGUAGACUUGCAGUACAGUCUUGCCAACUCGUACGCCAGUACCCCUGAGCUACGACGCACCUGGCUAGAAAGCAUGGCCAAGAUCCACGUCCGGAAUGGAGACCUGUCUGAGGCUGCCAUGUGCUACAUCCAUAUCUCUGCCCUCAUAGCAGAGUCACUGAAGAGGAGAGGUUACUGGAAGCCUGAAAAGGCACGGAUCUCAAGCGCGGGCACAGAGGAGGCCAAUGUAAUUAACUGUUGCCCUUUACUAACCCCUCAAGAAGGAGAAACAUCCUUCAGUAUGGGCUGGCCUGCAUUUAUGAACCUCACCCCCAACGUGCAGGAGGAAGGAGCCAUGAAGGAGGACACUGGCACCCAGGAUACACCUUACACCGAGGACACACUGGUGGAGCAGCUCGAGCUGUGUGUGGAUUAUCUGUGGAAGUCUGAAAGGUACGAGCUCAUAGCAGAUAUCAAUAAGCCCGUCAUCGCCGUCUUUGAGAAGAGACGAGAUUUCAAGAGGCUGUCAGAACUCUACUACGAUAUUCACCGCUCGUAUCUGAAAGUGAACGAGGUUGUGAACGCUGAGAAGCGUCUGUUCGGUCGAUACUACCGUGUGGCUUUCUAUGGACAGGGAUUCUUCGAAGAGGAGGAGAGCAAGGAAUUUAUCUACAAAGAGCCGAAGCUCACAGGCCUUUCGGAGAUUUCUCAGAGGCUCCUGAAACUCUACUCCGAUAAGUUCGGAGCGGACAAUGUCAAAAUGAUCCAAGACUCCAACAAGGUAAAUCCCAAAGAUCUGGAUCCUAGAUUCGCCUACAUUCAGGUCACGUACGUGGUGCCGUACUUCGAUGAGAAGGAGCAACAGGAAAAGAAGACUGAUUUUGAGAGGAAUCACAACAUCAAUCACUUCGUCUUCGAGACACCUUUUACUCUUUCUGGCAAGAAGCAUGGCGACGUGGAGGAACAGUGCAAGAGGCGAACCAUCUUGACCACGAGCUCCAUGUUUCCGUACCUGAAGAAACGGAUCCAGGUGGUGAAGCAGCAGAGCACAGAGAUGAACCCCAUCGAGGUGGCCAUCGAUGAGAUGAGCCGCAAAGUGUCUGAACUCAACCAGCUCUGCAAGAUGGACGAGGUGGACAUGAUCCGGCUGCAGCUCAAGCUUCAGGGCAGUGUCAGUGUGAAGGUAAACGCAGGACCAAUGGCCUACGCUCGAGCAUUUUUUGAGGAGAAAAAUGCAAAGAAAUACCCAGACAACCAGGUCAAGCUGCUCAAAGAGAUCUUCAGGCAGUUUGCAGACGCGUGUGGUCAGGCUCUGGACGUGAACGAGCGGCUGAUAAAGGAAGACCAGUUGGAGUACCAAGAGGAAAUGAGAGUUCACUACAAAGAGAUGCUGAUCGAGCUCUCGGCCAUUAUGAACGAACAGAUCCCACAUGGAAGACAGUCUGUGGUCGAUCGACCCAACGCCUUCUGAGCUGCCCACUCAGCGUCCAGGAAAAUGAGGUUUUUUAGUUGUUUGGCUUUUUUUUUUUUUUUUUUUUUUUUUACCCCAAGAACCUUGACAGUGUUAAUGUCAAUAUAAACCUUGAGAACAUUGAGAGGAGGAAAUUUAUGAACUGAAAAACAGAAGGCUCAGGAAGAGCGAGACAUGGAAAAGGUUACAGUCCUGUGGAUGAUCCAGACCAGGCAGCUGCUCUGUUUUUGGUUGUGAAGGACACAGUAUGACUUUAUUUUUUUCCCCUGUACUUCCUGUACUACCACACGUACAUGCACACACAGACACACUCCUCUUAUAUACACUCAAAUUCACAUAUGCCUUCUCUCCUAGAACCCUGUUCCUCUAGAAUACAGUGACCUUAAUUAGCUUGAGGUGUGUUCAACUACACAAGACUUUCUUGCUAUCUUAUUAGAGGGCUCUUUUACAUCACUGAAUCAGACCGUGAACAUUUCGAACAUUUACUCGAUCGGCCGUUUUUAGGAAUCGAAAGGUAUCAUCGUUAUCAUGUUGCGUUUUUUUUUUUUUUUUUUUUUUUUUUUUUUAGUGUAUCCCGAGAUAGUCUUGUUGAACACACCUCUAGUUUGUGUUGAAUGUAGACAUGCUCAAAAUAGCACCAUUGUAUCCUAACAUUCACAAAUCUGCGCAACUCUCACAUUUUGGAAACAGAAAUUUACUGUUUUAUAACGUUUUUAUGACGCAAAAUGUGUUAUUAUGUCAUGUACUGUUUUAAAUUUGUAUAUAAGAAUUAUUAAUAUUUAAAAUGUUUUGUUUUAUAUAUAUAUAAAUAUAUUAAAAAAAAAAACAAUAUAUGAUCUCUGUUGUUUUGAUAAAUUAAAGAAAAAUUCAAUGAAAUUUGUCUUUUAUGGUUGUUUGGUUAAACUAUUGCAUUUGCUAUAACUUUAAACCUCAACACAAAAGGAUUCAUAUUUUUAUUCAUGUUUAAUAUUUGAUAAAAAAGUAAGCUGAUUGGAUUAUUAAUGCACUGUGAAACAAAGUCUUUAUCAGUGACGUACACUGUCUUUUUCUUUUUCUUGUGACAACCAAGGUUAUUUCCCUUGAUCAAGUAGCAGUAACAUAUUAGCGUUACAGCUUUGUGACCAGUGGCACGGUCAUAUAUCCAUACUGUGGUGAUUCUCUGAGCUGCGAAACAUUUAGGCGAAAACAUUAUGUGAAAUCCAUGGAGAUGUCCAGAUCCCUCACAUUGUCAGGCAACGAAACUGACCAACCGUUCUGCACUCACUUUAAAGUCCAGGACAGUUUAGAUUUCUGAGUGAUACUGUUGAUUCAAAGACUUUAACAGGAUUUACCAAACCAUCAACCAUUUUUAUCCACAAACUAACAUGUGAUCGAGGAAUGUGACCUGAAUUUAAAUGGGAAAUCAUCUCCCUCAGAAAUGUGGUUGCUAAAUCCUUCCUCUUCUAAUGCUUCAUACUGUAGGUUUAUAGACACCGUUUAUUUUUUGGUGCCUGGUGCUGUAACUGAUCUAGGAUCAAACCUGUAAUUUACAUCUGUAUUACUCAGGCCACCUCAACCAAUUUUCCAUCUCAAUGUUGCAAUCGAGGCGCUUCGUCUGCGGCUAUUAUCCAGCUGUGUGCUGUUAAUUUCCUCCGCCUUUCCCGGAGACGGUGUAAUUAUAGAUAAUUGCCAGGCUUUUCAGUCGCCCGG